AUGCUCGACCAACUGCCUCCAGAAAUUUUUGCGCGAGUGCUAGAGAUCGCGAUCGAAACAUGGGGCAUUGGAUUCCUCCCUCCCAUUCGCCUGGUCAAUUCCACCUGCAACAACAUUGUGUCGUCUACGCCUAGCCUUUGGGGCAUCAUUGCGCUCCAGAAGCACCUUUGGAAGGUCCUUGAACAGCAAGUUGCAAAAGCCAAACAAUCCGAUAUUCGUCUUAGCUGCCCAAAGAAGGCCUCGUUUUCGCGAGACAAGCGUUUUCUCCGCAUCUUCGACAGCCUCGUCGCAUUAUCGCACAACUGGGUGCUGGCAGAGCUUCCGACAGACCUUCUUACAAAAACCACCGCCUCAAGCGUGCGACGUUUACAGGUCCUCCAUCUACGUGGGAGUGGCCAGCCCUCUCUAGCCUCUCGUUUUUUCGAUGGCAAACUUCCAUUGCUCCAUACCCUCACCCUUUCCAACCUCACCGUGGACGAUUGGAUCGCAGGCCUGUUAUCGCCAACGAUAACCCACUUAACUUUCGAUCACUACCGGUUGGACACCAUGGUUCCAAUGCACCGUUACCUCUCUUGCCUACCCAAUCUAUAUACGAUCGAAUUCGAGGACAGUGGGUUUCCUGGUGUACUCGCUGCAGGCUCGUCUGUCUCUCUUCCCCAUUUGCAUAACCUCCAAAUCAACAACGUCUACAAUGCUGCUCCGCUCUUGCUCACUAUUUGCUCACCAAACAUCCGUGUUUUGAGCAUGAAAGAUUGCUCGGCCGCCCAGAUGUCCCUCGUUUUCUCUGAUUGGAGCCAACCCAAGCACCUUCCCAGCCAACUCCAAACACUCGAACUUAGCAACGUCCUCACUCACUCCGACCUUCCCUAUCUCAUCAGCUUCCUGUCCCGCAUCCCGUCCCUGCUCCGGCUUUUAAUAACCUAUUAUGAACCGGAAAGUAUCUAUGACGGCGAGCGGGCGCUAAGCAAUGUUUUACGAGCAUUGGCGCAUCCCAACACGAACGGCGACUGGUUGUGCUCAGCACUUAUCCAUCUUUGCCUUGAUGUCCCGUUACAACUGAUAGAUGCUAUCCCUAUUGCCCGUGCCCGUGGCAAUGGCGAGAAAGCGCUCCCGACUCCUGUCGCUCGUCUGCGCUCAGUGCAAGUGCCGCUUUGUGCGGGCGGGACUCCUGAGGAGGCAUCAGAAUUUCGUAGCUUCUUUCUUAACCCGGUUGAAGACGUUCGCUGCAUGUGUUUGUCUUGCAGUUUCAAUGUCGCUGUUGAGUGA
This is a messenger RNA of Mycena indigotica, 1266 nucleotides long. RefSeq lists its product as uncharacterized. The coding region runs from base 1 to 1266 and encodes 421 amino acids. The record is from RefSeq and is a predicted model, not a curated record. The transcript is spliced from 2 exons. Lineage: Eukaryota; Fungi; Basidiomycota; Agaricomycetes; Agaricales; Mycenaceae.